Hylaeus volcanicus is the source of this 1651-nucleotide messenger RNA. It is a transcript of the gene CysRS-m, whose product is annotated as cysteine--tRNA ligase, mitochondrial. The coding region runs from base 1 to 1578 and encodes 525 amino acids. Gene Ontology annotation, biological process: cysteinyl-tRNA aminoacylation. Lineage: Eukaryota; Metazoa; Arthropoda; Insecta; Hymenoptera; Colletidae. Gene Ontology annotation, molecular function: cysteine-tRNA ligase activity; ATP binding. The record is from RefSeq and is a predicted model, not a curated record. Gene Ontology annotation, cellular component: cytoplasm. The transcript has 8 exons.
AUGAAUAAACAGAUUAUCAAAAUGAAUGCGUCUGUAAAAUAUCUGAAGUACAAAUUACGUAAAAUAUGUCAUCGUUUUUUACAUGUUGAGACUGAACAGAAAAGACCGGUACAGUGGUUGAAGCCUGUCGGAUACGAAACAAAUAUUACAAUAUACAAUCCUAUAACAAAAUGUAACGAACCGUUAAUUUUGAAAAAUAAAAAUGUUUUGACUUGGUAUAUUUGCGGUCCAACUGUCUAUGAUUCUGCACAUAUUGGACAUGCUACGACUUACGUGAGGUCAGAUAUUAUUAGAAGAAUAUUGUCAGAUCACUUUAAAAUAAAUGUUGUAAUGGUCAUGGGCAUAACAGAUAUAGAUAAUAAAAUAAUAAUACGUUCAAAAGAAACUAAUCAAAGUUGCAAAGAACUAGCACAACAUUAUGAAAAUGAAUUUAUCGAAGAUAUGGAUACAUUGAAUGUUGUUAGACCACAUUUAUAUUGUAGAGUUACUGAUUUCAUACCACAAAUUAUUCAAUUUGUCAGUAAUAUUGUAGAGAAAGGCAAAGCUUAUGUUGCAGAAGAUGGGUCUGUAUAUUUCAAUACAAGCAAAUAUGAUAUGUAUGGGAAGUUAAUGACUCCUCCAUUGCCUGACAGUACUCAUCCUGAAAAAAAGUCUGCAUUAGAUUUUAGCUUGUGGAAAGCAGCUAAAAAUGAACCAUUUUGGAAAUCUCCAUGGGGCAAUGGAAGGCCAGGAUGGCAUAUAGAAUGUAGCACAAUUGCAAGCACAGUUUUUGGAAAUUCUCUGGAUAUUCAUAGUGGUGGGGCAGAUCUCGUUUUUCCGCAUCAUGAAAAUGAAGAAGCACAAUCGUGUUCGUAUCACGAUGUUGAUCAGUGGGUAAACUAUUGGCUACAUUGUGGGCAUUUAUUCCUAGAUGAUGUAAAAAUGUCGAAAAGCCUAAAAAAUACAAUUAGUAUAAGAGAGUUUCUUAACAAGUAUACUGCAAACCAGUUUAGGAUGUUCUGUCUACUUUACAAUUAUAGAAAUGGAAUUAAAUUUUCCGAUGAAGUGAUGCUUAAUGCAGUAAAUUUCCUGAAUAAAGCUGAACAUUUCAUUUGUGAUUGUGAUAAUUAUAUUGCUGGAAGAUGUAGUGUUGGGAAUGUGGAUGAAGUUGCAUUAUUUCGUUGUUUGGAUGAAACCAAAAACACUAUUAAUUUAGCCUUGGCAAAUAAUUUUAAUACCGUACUAGCGUUACGAUCGAUCGAGAAACUAAUCGAUACAGGAAAUUUAAUGUUACAUGAUUCCCAUGAAUCUACAAAUAGGUCUAUACCUCCUGUAGCUGCAGUUGCAAAUUAUAUAUCAUCAGUAUUUUCAAUGCUUGGCAUUCAAAAUUCUGAAAUGUCAUCUGAACAUAAAACGAAUAGCGUCAUUGAACAUCUCGUAAAAUUCAGAACGAUAGUUAGAAAUAGAGCUAUAGAACAGAAUGUAAAAGAUAAAAUCUUACUUACCGCAUGCGAUGAAGUGCGAUUAAACCUUUCCACGUUUGGAGUAAUUAUAAAGGAUCACAAGAAGGAAACCUCUUGGAGUAUUAAGAAAUAUUGAAUUAAAAAGACAAAAAGGAAUUUGUAUUGUAAAUUGUUGUCUUAAAUAAAAAAAUGUUUAUAUAUACAUUUAA